Salvelinus fontinalis (brook trout) is the source of this 2379-nucleotide messenger RNA. Its product is annotated as gamma-aminobutyric acid receptor subunit rho-3-like. Bases 449 to 1891 code for a protein of 480 amino acids. Lineage: Eukaryota; Metazoa; Chordata; Actinopteri; Salmoniformes; Salmonidae. The record is from RefSeq and is a predicted model, not a curated record. The transcript has 9 exons. Gene Ontology annotation, cellular component: membrane; synapse; neuron projection. Gene Ontology annotation, biological process: signal transduction; monoatomic ion transmembrane transport; nervous system process. Gene Ontology annotation, molecular function: GABA-A receptor activity; extracellular ligand-gated monoatomic ion channel activity; neurotransmitter receptor activity.
AUAAGAAGAUUAGAGAGGAAUUAACGUCAUUCCUUUGUCAUUAUAGGAAUAAAUUGAUAUUUGGUUUUAAUCAGAGGGAGGGGAGCGAGGAGAGCAGGGAGAACAGGAUGUGCCCUGAGUAGCAUAGAAGCACGAGCCAGAGGGACUGGCACUAGGACACGGGCAGGCGAAAACACAAGCUGGAGGAACGUUUUGUGGCACUGGAGCUGACAGUUGGAUGCCUGGAUCAACGUGCAGCAUGUAACAGAGGACGAGAGGGUUGUAUAACACAGAUCUCUCAGAGCUCUGCGUGUCCGCUGUGAGGUGGAAUGGGUGCUGCUGGGAUAUGGAUGAGCCACCGGACAGGGACAGUCAGGGCGUCCCACUGACCUCCUGGAAGAUCUCUGAGAGAUAGACUCAGACGCAUUGGAAAGACUUCCUGGUUGCUCCAGCUCUUCCAGACCCAGGCAUGAACCUGGUGCUCCUGGCCUUCAGGCUGAUGUGCCUGGCCUGGCUGUGGCCUGUCACACUGCUCAACGGCAGCCAACGACCCAACAAGAGGAGGCACAAGGACGUGUACCUUGGGGAGAACACCAAGAACCAACAUGGAGGACGAAUAGACUUUAAGAUGAAAAAGUCUGACAGCACCAAGUCCCUGCUUAUUAAAUCUGAACAGCUGCUCCGUAUCGAGGACCAUGACUUUGCAAUGCGGCCUGGCUUUGGAGGGGCAGCUAUUCCUGUGGGCAUAGACGUGCAGGUGGAGAGCAUUGACAGUAUAUCUGAAGUCAACAUGGACUUCACCAUGACUCUGUACCUGAGACACUACUGGCAGGACGACCGGCUGGCAUUCCCUUCCAGCAGCAACAGGAGCCGGACAUUUGACGCUCGGCUGGUGAAGAAGAUCUGGGUGCCGGACGUGUUCUUUGUUCACUCCAAACGCUCCUUCAUCCAUGACACGACCAUGGAGAACAUCAUGCUGAGGGUGUACCCUGACGGCAACAUUCUCUACAGUGUCAGGAUCACUGUAACUGCUCUUUGCGCCAUGGACUUCAGUAGUUUUCCGUUGGACACACAGAAUUGCUCUCUGGAACUGGAGAGCUACGCGUACAAUGAGAACGACCUCAUGCUCUACUGGAAGAACGGGAACGAUUCAUUAAGGACUGACGAGAUCGUGCUCUCGCAGUUUUUUAUUGAAGAAUUUCACCCUUCCUUCGGGCUUGCCUUCUACAGCAGCACGGGUUGGUAUAACAGGCUCUACAUAAACUUCAUCCUCAGGCGGCACAUCUUCUUCUUCAUGCUGCAGACCUAUUUCCCCACCAUGCUGAUGGUGAUGCUCUCCUGGGUGUCCUUCUGGAUUGACAGGAGGGCUGUGCCCGCCCGGGUCUCUCUGGGCAUCACCACAGUUCUGACCAUGUCCACCAUCAUCACAGGCGUGUCAGCCUCCAUGCCCCAGGUCUCUUAUGUGAAAGCGGUAGAUAUCUACCUGUGGGCCAGCUUCCUGUUUGUCUUCCUGUCCGUCAUCGAGUACGCCACCGUCAACUACUUCACCACUGUGGAGGAGAUGAAGAAGCUCAAGGGGGGAAAGAUCCCUGCCAAUUUCAAUGCCACUCAAACUAUGGCCUUUGAUGGCUGUUACCAUGACAAUGACAUUGACCUGAUGCCAUUCCCAGAGCUGCCCAGCACCCCCAACACAGAGCGGAGUCGGACGGCCACAUUGAGGAACUCGAGGAACUUUGCUGCAGAGCCCCCGCCCACGGAGGGCACCAGGCUACGACGCAGAAAAUCCAUCAAACACAACCUCAGCUUCAUCAUGAGUAACAGCUACAUGAUCGACUCCUACUCCAGAGUCAUCUUCCCCAUGACCUACCUGCUGUUCAACAUCACCUACUGGAGCUUGUACUCCAGUAGGUGAAUAGACCGUCAACAGUCUACUAACAGUUCAUCAUGCAGUGGAUUAUUGGAGUAUGUACACCUAAAGCAGGAUUGUCUAAUGACUACUGAACAAUAGUACUACUGUAUAUUAUCUGUUAGGUUAUUCUCACUGAGAACAGCAUCAUCGUCAAGGCGUUGUAUUCUGCCACCCACUGGAUUAUGACCUUAACCAUUGGUGUCUACCAGAGUGCAUUGUGGGAGUUUUGGACAGUCAAGCCCUACUGAAGAAGAGAUACUAUUGAGUAAAUCUGCUUUUUAUUGGAAACCUGUUGGAAUCCGGGUUCAGGUGUGAAGUUGCUGGUGCUGUUCAUGGAACUGCUUCUGCUGGAAAGCACAGAUGCUUUCCCCCCCACUGGUUUAAACAUUUAGUUACUGUAUAUAGUAUGAAUUUAAAUGUGCAUGAAAAUGAAGGUGCGUGUGUCUUUUAUAUCAGUGAAUAUCAGAAUAAUACAAUAUCAGAGUAGCUUA